AUGUCUGUCUUCACAAUGCAGCCAGAAGCCGAAACCAAGAUCGCGCACCAAAGUCAUCGUUCGGAUGAGAUCUUCGAGCGUAAUGCGACGACCUCACCUCUACUCCUACUACCUGCGGAACUCCGAAACAUAACCUACAUCCUCGCUAUGAGCCAUGGGGAUAUAAUAAUGGACUUCAACGACGCCGUGUACGGAACCAAGGCAGCAGACCGGAACCGGUGGCCUGACCACCAGGCGGAACCUCAAGCGGAACCUCUGCUCUUCGUCUGCCGCCAGAUUUACGCGGAAGUCGCCUUGCUACCUUACAAGCUCAACAGGUUCAAGGUCAGCGGCAAUCUCUGUUAUGACCUUUACUUCAUGCUCGACCGGCGGACUGAGAAGCAGAUUGCGCUGAUGAAGGAGGUGUGGUGGAUGUACGCUGAUGAUGACGACGAGUGGUGCCGCUCUGGUCUCGAUUGGCUGAAGUUUCUUUGCAAGUAUGACUACGACGAGGAACUCCGUAUGCGUAUGCGUGAUAGUGAGAGUGAAGAUGGGAGCGAGGUUGAGGAUGACGAUUAA
Alternaria viburni is the source of this 558-nucleotide messenger RNA. RefSeq lists its product as uncharacterized. The record is from RefSeq and is a predicted model, not a curated record. Bases 1 to 558 code for a protein of 185 amino acids. NCBI's taxonomy places the organism in Eukaryota, Fungi, Ascomycota, Dothideomycetes, Pleosporales, Pleosporaceae. The transcript is spliced from 2 exons.